Messenger RNA from Dentiscutata erythropus, 624 nucleotides. NCBI's taxonomy places the organism in Eukaryota, Fungi, Glomeromycota, Glomeromycetes, Diversisporales, Gigasporaceae. The record is from the annotation of a GenBank genome assembly.
AGGUCGAUAAAUGUAAUGGACGAGAGUUCUUCACGGCGCAGUACUCGAAAUAAUCAAGAAGCUAAUCAAGUACUUAACGAAAACAUACCACAACAGUUAAGGUAUUAUUUUCGAAGAAGAGAAAUAAAUAUGGAUAUUCAACCAGAGCCAAUGGACAUUGAUGAGCCAGCUGCAUUGGAAAUUUCUGAAAAUGCAGCUAGAGAUGACUCAAAUAUGAUGAACAUGGAUCAUCCUAAUGAUUCUGGGUUGAACUCUGAUGGUAACGACAUUGAAAACGAAAAUAUUAAUCACAAUGUCGAAUUAGGACACGACACUGAUAGCGAUGAUGAAAGUAUUCAACACAAUGAUAGUAUUACGAAUGAGAUACGAGAGGAAAUUGUAAGCCAAAGAGUUUCUCUUCCUGAUAAUGUCAGGGAUGCACUCGUAGCUAUUGCGCGAACAAAAGCAAACAGCGAUCAAUUGGGUCGGCUUGCAAAUCACUUCUUAUCUGAUAGCAACCCACUUACAAAUUGGAAUCUUGCUUUGCUUGUUCAUAAACUGGCGGAAAUAAUUAAGAAAGAGAGCGUCACUGGAGGACUGCCACCUGAAUUCAUGUUUUCAGGUUCUGGUGAUAUGGAUCCGUUG